AUGGUGAUACCAGGAUGCAAGCCUAUUAGUAUAUGGGGCUUAUUUAGGCAUGGAAAAAGAUAUCCUUCAAUGAAUUUUGGGAGGGAAAUGAAGGAUGCGCUGGCUAUAAGAGAUGAUAUUAUUUCAAGUUAUAAAAAAGGACAUAGUUCUCUUUGCGCACAAGGUUAUGAAGAAUUGUUGGGGAUUGGGAAACGAUUUAAGGAAGCUCUCCCGGCAUUGUUGGGAAAUUUAGAAAAGGAUAGUUAUACUUUUCGUCCAUCUUUUGGAAUCAAGUUAGAAAAUAGUGCAAAAGCGUUUGUAAAAGGGCUUAAAAGCAGAAACCCCUAUCUGACAUGCGGAAAGUACCAUAUGGAUGUGCUAAGAAACCCGAAUACGUUAGCUGAAGCGGAAAAGUAA
Molecule: messenger RNA, 396 nt
Organism: Parnassius apollo (apollo)
Lineage: Eukaryota; Metazoa; Arthropoda; Insecta; Lepidoptera; Papilionidae
Source: the annotation of a GenBank genome assembly